This is a messenger RNA of Pochonia chlamydosporia 170, 480 nucleotides long. RefSeq lists its product as hypothetical. The transcript has a single exon. Bases 1 to 480 code for a protein of 159 amino acids. Lineage: Eukaryota; Fungi; Ascomycota; Sordariomycetes; Hypocreales; Clavicipitaceae. The record is from RefSeq and is a predicted model, not a curated record.
AUGGCUUUGAGCAAGACACACAGCUACAACUUCGCUCUGCAGAAGUACAUGCUUUUGCAGGAGCAACAUGAAGAAUUAUCAAGCCACCUUGAACAAAUACGACCACGGAAGGCGUCAGUGACAAGCAUGUCGACUCGAUCAUCCAGCACUUCAUCAACGUCAACAUCGCCUAGGCGGCAUUCGAGGAGCGGUGAGCGAAAACACGGCCGCUCUAGAGUUCGCUACAGCGGAUGGGAUACUGCUGGUUCCGGAUUACUGGACACAAUUCUGGAUGAAGAGACCAUGCACGAGAUUUCUGCCGAAGAACAGCGCCUAUUCGAUGUCAACGAGAGCAUCAAACGUGCAUUGACGGAGCUACUCAACUGUGAUGCAGUGCGCAGUGAUAGCGCUAUGCGCAUGUGGGCGCAAGCCAGACUUAUGGAGACGGAAAAGGAGCUUCGCUCUGGGCGACGGAGACGGAGCUCUCCAUGCAUGGAGUAA